Molecule: messenger RNA, 1839 nt
Organism: Macadamia integrifolia
Lineage: Eukaryota; Viridiplantae; Streptophyta; Magnoliopsida; Proteales; Proteaceae
Product: probable protein phosphatase 2C 38
Exons: 5
Coding region: 433-1671 (412 amino acids)
Biological process (GO): protein dephosphorylation
Molecular function (GO): cation binding; protein serine/threonine phosphatase activity
Source: RefSeq, a predicted model, not a curated record
GGCUCUCUCUCUCUCUCUCUCGCUCUCUCUAUAGUGCAAUUUGGUAAGGCUACACUUCAAAACCAGAAAACAAGAAUUAAGAUUUAGGAGAGGAGCAGAAAAGCAGCCUAGAAAAGUGGGUUAUUUUUCGUGAAGGUCAAAACAUCGACCCAUUGAAUUUGAAAACCAACUGACGACAGAUCAAAGGAGAGAGAGUUAAGGAAAAGAGGGUAAGCAUAGCUCGUGGCCGCUCUACAAGGAAGAAAAUUAAGAAGAACACAGUGGCCGUUUCUCUCUGCUAUUUGUUUCUGAUAUCUUCGCUCUCUAUCAGCAACACAACAAUCUCAAGAUUUUCAGAGGAAAAUUUCUAAAUCUCACUUCCUUCUCCUUAUCUGCUCCCGAUCGCUCUGAUCAGAGGCUGACGCGAGAAAUCUAGAUGGGAUUUUCCAGCUAAUGCUGCCGGUAGAAGAUGAAACACAUGGGCUGUCAAAAUCCCAACAACCAGAUUCAAGAUGUGAGGUAAUGGUAUCAUCUGUAUCAUCUGGAUUAAUGAACAUCAUUACACUCUGUUGGAAGCCUUCCGGGGAUGGCUACGAUUCUAGUAAAAGCGAAGAUGGAGGUGGCCGGACAGACGGGUUAUUGUGGUACAAGGAUUCAGGGCACCAUGUUAAUGGUGAAUUCUCAAUGGCAGUAAUUCAAGCCAACAAUUUGUUGGAGGAUCAGAGUCAACUUGAAUCAGGGCCAUUGAGUUCACUCAGUACAGGUCCACAAGGAACGUUCGUUGGGAUUUAUGAUGGUCAUGGAGGUCCAGAGGCUUCUCGGUUCAUAAAUGAUCACCUCUUUCACAAUCUCAAGAAAUUCGCAUCAGAGCAUCAGGGGAUGUCAGCUGCUGUUAUCAGCAAAGCAUUUUCAGCAACAGAGGAGGAAUUCUUAUCGUUCGUAAAGAAGCAGUGGAUAAAUAGCCCACAAAUUGCAUCAGUGGGUUCGUGUUGUUUGGUUGGAAUAAUAUGUGAUGGAUUGUUAUAUAUUGCAAAUGCUGGAGAUUCUCGGGCAGUACUAGGAAGAUCAGAGAAAGCCACCAAAGAGGUCAGAGCUAUUCAGUUGUCAACAGAGCACAAUGCAAGUAUCGAAUCUGUGAGGGAGGAACUGCACUUGUCGCAUCCUGAUGAUUCACAAAUUGUGGUUUUAAAACACAAGGUUUGGCGUGUGAAGGGCAUUAUACAGGUUUCAAGAUCCAUUGGUGAUGCCUAUCUGAAAAGGGAAGAGUUCAACAGAGAACCUCUACUAGCAAGGUUUAGACUGACCAAACCUUUCCACAAACCAAUCCUUAGCGCCGAGCCAUCAAUAUUAGUUCGAAAAGUCCACCCUCAAGAUCAGUUUCUUAUAUUCGCCUCUGAUGGUCUAUGGGAGCACCUCAGCAAUCAGGAGGCUGUUGACAUUGUCCACAACCAUCCACGAAAUGGGAUUGCUCAGAGACUUGUUACAACUGCACUUCAAGAGGCAGCUAGAAAAAGAGAAAUGAGGUACUCAGACCUGAAAAAGAUUGAUCGAGGGGUGAGAAGACAUUUCCACGAUGAUAUCACAGUUAUAGUAUUAUUUUUAGACCUCGAUCUUGUUAGCCAGAGCUCAUUUGGUGUUCUUCCUAUCUCAAUCAGAGGAGCUGGGGCAGUGCCCACACAUGCUAACUCCUAGUCAAAGUAGUCCUACAUCUUCUUUUGAUCCCUUCUCCCUAUUUGUACAAGGAAGAAGGCAAAAAAUUAUUUAUGUAUACUGACCUCAAGCUCUCUCAAAGACACUGUAGAGGUUGUGUAGAGGUUGAUUUAAGCAGAGAAUGCUAUGGGGAAAAAAUCUGUGUAAAAA